Penicillium malachiteum is the source of this 462-nucleotide messenger RNA. RefSeq names its product putative stress response RCI peptide. Gene Ontology annotation, biological process: endosome transport via multivesicular body sorting pathway. Gene Ontology annotation, cellular component: fungal-type vacuole membrane; fungal-type vacuole lumen. The coding region runs from base 1 to 462 and encodes 153 amino acids. The transcript has 2 exons. Gene Ontology annotation, molecular function: ubiquitin protein ligase binding. NCBI's taxonomy places the organism in Eukaryota, Fungi, Ascomycota, Eurotiomycetes, Eurotiales, Aspergillaceae. The record is from RefSeq and is a predicted model, not a curated record.
AUGUGUAGCUCUGAUGUCUUCCUGGCCAUCCUGGCCGUCUUCUUCCCACCCAUUGCCGUCUGGAUCAAGGCAGGGAUCUGCACUGCUGACUCCAUCAUCAAUAUCGCCCUGUGUCUACUCGGUUACGUCCCUGGACUGAUCCACGCGUGGUAUAUCAUCCUCAAGUAUCCAGAGCAGGAUUAUGACGAUGCGGCCUAUGAACCUAUCCCCGGUGGCUCCAGCCAGCGCCGUGAUUUGGAGAACGGCCAAGUGACCUAUUACUACGUCUCGCACCAGCCUCCUCAGCGUCAACCCCAACGAUCAUACGGCACUACAGAUGCCCCGGCCCAACAGCCCGCUCAGAAUAAUCAGCCACAGACUGGAGGCCCCAGUAGCAGUGAGCAGCCAGCAACUGAAUCGCGACCCCCACCAACCUACGCCGAGGCUGUGCAAGGGGAUCACAAGAUACAAACUCAGGAUUAG